This is a messenger RNA of Indicator indicator, 1740 nucleotides long. RefSeq names its product FERM domain containing 3 (gene FRMD3). NCBI's taxonomy places the organism in Eukaryota, Metazoa, Chordata, Aves, Piciformes, Indicatoridae. The coding region runs from base 1 to 1740 and encodes 579 amino acids. Gene Ontology annotation, molecular function: cytoskeletal protein binding. The record is from RefSeq and is a predicted model, not a curated record. Gene Ontology annotation, cellular component: cytoskeleton. The transcript is spliced from 14 exons.
AUGAUCCGGUUCCGGAGCUCCAGCAUCAGGUCGCUGAGCCCGGAGAUGAAAUGCACCGUGCGGCUGCUGGACGAUUCCGAGAUCUCCUGCCACAUCCAGAGGGAAACUAAAGGUCAGUUUCUCAUAGAUCACAUCUGCAACUAUUACAGCUUGCUGGAGAAAGACUAUUUUGGCAUUCGCUAUGUUGACCCUGAGAAGCAAAGGCACUGGCUUGAGCCCAACAAAUCUGUCUUCAAGCAAAUGAAAUCUCACCCACCGUAUACUAUGUGCUUUAGAGUGAAAUUCUACCCACAUGAACCCUUGAAGAUUAAAGAAGAACUCACCAGAUACCUCCUAUAUCUACAAAUAAAAAGGGAUAUUUUCCAUGGCCGUUUGCUGUGUUCUUUUUCUGAUGCUGCCUACCUGGGUGGUUGCAUUGUCCAAGCUGAGCUUGGUGAUUAUGAUCCUAAUGAACACCCAGAGAAUUACAUCAAUGACUUCAAGAUUUUUCCCAAGCAAUCACAAAAGCUCGAGAAGAAAAUAACUGAAAUGCAUAAAAAUGAAUUCAGAGGUCAGAGUCCAGCUGUUGCUGAAUUGAACUUGCUCCUCAAAGCAUAUUCUUUGGAAACUUAUGGUGUUGAUCCUCAUCCUUGCAAGGACUCCAUGGGGACAACUACAUUUUUAGGUUUCACAGCUGCAGGAUUUGUAGUUUUCCAAGGGAAUAAAAGAAUUCAUUUGUUAAAAUGGUGUGAUGUCUAUAAACUAAAAUUUGAAGGGAAGACUUUUUAUGUGUUUGGAACUCAGAAAGAGAAAAAGGCUGUGCUAUCAUUCCAUACCUCUACACCAGCAGCCUGCAAGCAUCUUUGGAAAUGUGGGGUGGAGAACCAGGCUUUUUACAAGUAUGCAAAAUCCAGUCAGAUCAAGACCAUGUCCAGCAGCAAGAUAUUUUUUAAAGGCAGUAGAUUUCGUUACAGUGGAAAAGUAGCCAAAGAGGUCGUGGAGGCAAGCUCUAAAAUCCAGAGGGAACCUCCUGAAGUUCACAGAACCAGCAUUACCCAGAGUCGCAGCUCUCCCUCUUUGAAUAAGCAACUCAUAAUCAACAUGGAACCUCUGCAGCCCCUCCUCCCUUCUCCCUGUGAGGAGGAAGAGGUUCCUUUAGAUGAAGGUAUCCAGCUGCCAAAGGAAGAUGAGAUUUUAGUACCUGUGACUUUAAGCUCCCCAAUUAAGGACAGUGGGGAGAAUGCCAACCUUGCCAUUGAACAAGAAGAGAACAUGAAAGAGGAACCUUUAACUAUCUCAGAACUGGUAUACAAUCCUAGUGCCAGCUUGCUGCCCACUCCUGUUGAUGAUGAGAUUGACAUGCUUUUUGAUAGCUGUCCAAGAGUAGAGAAUGAGAAAGAUGAUACAGAUUCAUUUGAGGACCUGGAAGCAGAUGAAAAUGCCUUUUUGAUUGCAGAGGAGGAAGAACUGAAAGAAGCUCGGAGGGCGCUUAGAUGGAGCUAUGACUUUGUGAUGGGGAACAUAAAGGUGAAUGCCGUUGUGAAAAGUUUUUCCAGACUUCUUCUUGUAGGCCUUGGAGUGUUGUUAUUUGUGUUCCCUGUUCUCCUUGUUCUGUUGGAGUCAGACCUUCAAAUCUCAUUCCUCCAUGAAAUUCGUCAGACGCCGGAGUUUCAGCAGUUUCACAUUGAAUAUUACUGCCCACUGAGGCAGUGGUUUGCUUGCAAAAUAAACUUCAUUCGUGACAUGAUGGGCAGCUUUUAA